CUCUCUGCUUUCUGAUGUUCAAUGUUUUGGUUGAAUAUGGUAGCAUGGUAUUUUGAGCUUGAUGUUGAGUGUACUGUCAUGGUCUAUUACAGCUCAGUGCUUUAUGUUCAAUACUUUGUUGUGGUGAUACUGCUCAGUGUUAUGGAGAUUGGACAUGGCUACAGAUACACUUAUUUUACAAUACAACUGGAUUCAAACUGUUUAUGUGGUUUGGCCUUUAUGGUUCUCUGAUGUAGAAAAAAAUAUAUAUGUCCUUGUACUGUAGCAAAGCACAGGCUUCUCCCCUCUAUUCAAAUAGAGGGGCUCUAUAGGCGCAUAUUGGCGUUUCUUCAUAAAAUAGGGAUGUUAAGCCCAACUCAAACUCACCUUUCUCACCUCUCAGUUCCAGCACCCCACAGAGCAGUACCCCCCUCUGAAGUUUGGCACGGUGCCCAACGGGAGUACAGAGAAGAACAUCCGCAGUAACUACCCUGGCAUGCACCAUUACAUGGUCAAAUAUAACCAGAGAGGGGUGGAGGACGCCAUUAACAACCUCAAGACUGGGAAGUUGGAUGCCUUUAUCUACGAUGCAGCUGUGUUGAACUACAUGGCCAGGAAAGACGAGGGUUGUAAGGUGAUGACCAUAGGCUCUGGGAAGGUAUUUGCCACCACAGGCUACGGUAUCGCCCUGCACAAGAACUCCCGCUGGAAACGCCCCCUCGACCUGGCCCUGCUGCAGCUGGUGGGAGACGAUGAGAUUGAGAUGCUGGAGCGUCUGUGGCUGUCUGGUAUCUGUCACAAUGAUAAGAUUGAAGUGAUGAGCAGUAAGCUGGACAUAGACAACAUGGCGGGUGUCUUCUACAUGCUGCUGGUGGCUAUGGGGCUCAGUCUGCUGGUAUUUGCCUGGGAGCACCUGGUCUACUGGAGGCUCAGACACUGCAUGGCUACCAGCUCUGGGAGACUGGACUUCCUACUGGCCAUCAGUAGGGGCAUGUACAGUUGUUGUAGCUUUGAGGAUGAAACCACGCCGGGCGGGGCCAAAUCCUCCAUGGCUAUGCUACCCCACCAUCACGGCCCUAUGGUAACAAUCUCGCCCCCGCCACACUUGGUCAGUGCGUCAUCAACCAACUCGGCCCUGACCAUGGCGCAGCAGCAACAGUCACAGCCCGUCUACAAAACACAACUACCUGGAUCCCCUCCCACCGUGGUGCAUUCUGGGACGGCGCUGGGGCCCUCCAACACUCCCAUGCUGGGGGCGCCCCUGCCCUGCUCCACAUUCCUCCCCCGGCCCGAUCGCAGACUGGCUGUGGUGGACCGCUGGAGGCUGCCCAAGGCCGGGACCGCCACCAACCCCAUGGCUGUCCGCGGGGCCGUCGCAGACAAGGGGCCCUUCUCCCAGAAAGUGGCUCCGACCUGGGGCACGACAGCUGGAGGAGUGGGGGUUGGUGGUGGUGGUGGUAGUGGGGGGCUGGAUGGAUAUAAACGCUACUAUGGACCCAUCGACCCUGAGGGUCUGGGGCCCUGUAUGGACCAGCCGGCAGGGUCCCAGACCCCCAAAACAGCCCCCAGGAGCCACCCUCAACCCCCUCCUGCCACUGUGGCCUUCUACUCAGAGAAAGGUCCUGACCAGGGGGUGGGGAAGAGGGUGGUGGGAGCUGGUGGUGCUGGGUGUCAGGGGAAGGGAGGGGUCAAACCUUUGGGGACGCCUCGGCUGCCUCCUAAAAGCCAAGCCAUGAGCGUGACCCCAGUCCCUCUGCCCACUAACCCCCUGCUGCCACAACCGUCCCCCCCUCUCCCCUCAUCCUUUUGGAGGAAGCGCCGGCCCAAGAAGCCCAAAGAGCCAGGCGGGCCUCUGUACGAGAACAUCCUACCACUGGGGCGCAGGGGAGGAGGAAGGGAUGGAGCCAGGGACGGUGGAGGGAGGAGGGGACAUCCCCUCUCUCCUCCUCUCCCGCUCCCCGUAACCAUGCCCAUGUCCCCCACCUACACUCCCCCUUCCCCCUCCACCUCACUUCCCUACACCAGCUCAACUUCCUCCUCUUCCUCUAACACAUCGUCCACCUCUUCCUCUACCUCCUCCUCUCGCUCCUCCUCUCCUUCCUCCUCCUCCUCCUUGACCUCUCAGAGCACGCGGGAAGGUUUGGACGCAGAGGAGGAUGAUGAGGAUGAGGAGCUGACAGAGGAGUCCAGUCUUCUCCUGGGGAGGGGGAGGGACAGACAGCGUUCAAUUAUCUCCUCUCGCUCUCUCAGUCACGGGCGCCAGCCACCACCUAUACCACCCCGAAAACCACGCCCUGCCCGAGGGGAGAGAGACAGGGAGAGGGAGAGAGGAGGUAGCCAGUUGGCCCAGUUACAGGAGUGGUGGGCGGGCUGGGGUGAGAGAGAGAGGGAUCGCAGUGGAGGAGGAGAUGACGAGAGGAAACGAGAGAAGAAGAGGAGGAAAGAUAAAGAGAAGAAGAAAAAGAAGAAGAAGAGGAAAAAGAGGGAGGAGAGGGAACGAGAGAGAGACAAAGAGAGGAAGAGACGGAAGGUGAAAAAGAAGCGGAAGAAGAAGGCGCUGAAGACGAAGAAGAGGAAGAAAUCGACUGGGCGUUCCGAGCAAGAAGAGGGGGAUGUGGAGGCAGAUAGGGAGGGAGAGGGGGAUGGAGGGAGAGAAGGAGGGAUGCCUUCCUUUCCAACCCAGUAUCGUAGUACGUUUGGGGAGAAAGGGAGAGAUUCAGCAUGGGCAGGAGAGAGGGAGCGAGGAAGGAGGGAUGGAGAAGAGGAAGAGGGGGGUGAUAGAGAGGAGGAUAGCAGCAGGAGCAGGGAGAGGCGGUCCAAAUCAUCCCGUUCCCACUCCAGACAUCGACCCCCCAGUAAGCGCUACCCCAAACUCCCCGCCUCGGUCAAGUUCUGGGUCAGCGGAGGAAACGGGGAAGGGGGGGACCCCAACUCUGGAACACACCCCUCAUCCCUCCCUCCCCUCAUCCCACUCUCCAAGAGGCGGAGGAGUAGAGGGGUGGAGAGAAGGGAGGGAGGGAGAGAAGGAGAGAAGAGGCCUCUGUUGAUGCACUAUGAGAAAGACAGGGCUAACACCCAGGAGGGGCUCUCCUUCCAUGAGUGGGACUCUGAGGAGGAUGAUGAGGAAGAUGUGGAGGAGGAGAGGCAGAGAGACAGAGCGAGGGAACGGGUGAAGGAGAGGGUGAGGAGGGCGGGUGGGAGAGGUGCUGUGUCAGAGUCAGAAAGAGACAGGGCGAGAGCAGAGGAGAGUUACUCUGAUGAGGGCUCAUCAGGGGAGUUUGGGCGAUUUGAGAGGUAUUGGGAGGGGAGGGAGGGGAGGGAGGGGAGUGGGGGGGCUGGAGGUCCAGGGAAUAGUGGGAUAGGGGGGAUAGGGGGAGGGAGCUGGUUUUUCGGCACAUACCCCUCCAGAGAGAAAGGGGGCAGCAUCAACAGCAGAGACGACUCUAUACUAGGGCGAGUGGAGGGCAGGGGCAGGGCGGGGGGAGAUUCUUGGGGUUCAGGGCCAGGAGUAGGGUGGGCGUCAGGGGGAGGGAGUGGAGGUCUGGGGUCCCAGUGGCCCCCCCCUCCAGCAAACCUCCCGCCCCCCCGACGGUACUGGUCUGUGGACAAACUCCCAAUGAAGGGAGAGAAGAAGUGGAAAAGGGGAGGAAGGGGGAAGGGCAAGGGACGCGCUCGAGACAGAAACCAGGGGUCUGGGGUGUCAUGUUCAUGUAGCCAGUACCCCCACCCCCAUGUGCACCCGCACCCCCAAGGGCGGUCACACGGCCAUGGGAAGAGAGGAAGCACGGCCCUGUCCCACAGCCAGGAGGAGCUGCUCCCCCACUGCCACAGCUUCAGCGGGGGCUCACGGCCCAAACCCCCUCCCAAACCAGACCAGGGCCAGGCCAAGUCAGGCAGCCAGGCAAGCCUCAGCACACAGCAGCCAGGAGGGAUAGUGGACCACCCCCCUCAGCCCUCCCUCUCGCCCCCUCAACCCCUACCUAGUGCCCCUUCCUCAUCCUCCUCCCUGCCGGUGCCCAUCCCUCCUCCUCCCUCCUCGUCCUCUGCCUCGGCCAGUGCUAAGCUCCUGUACCAGAGACUACGGUCAGUGCCUCAGCCCGGGCGCUUCUACUCCCCCCACCUGCCACUCAAGGCCAAGAGCCUAUGCUCCCGACGAGGCUCCGCCCAUUUCUCCAGCCUGGAGAGCGAGGUAUGA
Salvelinus fontinalis (brook trout) is the source of this 4174-nucleotide messenger RNA. RefSeq names its product serine/arginine repetitive matrix protein 2-like. Gene Ontology annotation, cellular component: postsynaptic density membrane; NMDA selective glutamate receptor complex; postsynaptic membrane. Lineage: Eukaryota; Metazoa; Chordata; Actinopteri; Salmoniformes; Salmonidae. The record is from RefSeq and is a predicted model, not a curated record. Gene Ontology annotation, molecular function: NMDA glutamate receptor activity; transmitter-gated monoatomic ion channel activity involved in regulation of postsynaptic membrane potential. The transcript has 5 exons. Gene Ontology annotation, biological process: excitatory postsynaptic potential; synaptic transmission, glutamatergic; long-term synaptic potentiation. The coding region runs from base 476 to 4174 and encodes 1232 amino acids.